Molecule: messenger RNA, 1407 nt
Organism: Aspergillus mulundensis
Lineage: Eukaryota; Fungi; Ascomycota; Eurotiomycetes; Eurotiales; Aspergillaceae
Product: chitin deacetylase CDA6
Exons: 2
Coding region: 1-1407 (468 amino acids)
Biological process (GO): carbohydrate metabolic process
Molecular function (GO): chitin binding; hydrolase activity, acting on carbon-nitrogen (but not peptide) bonds
Source: RefSeq, a predicted model, not a curated record
AUGCACGUACCUUAUCUUUUGGUUGCUUCGACUCUGAAUAUUUUGCCGAGUGUCUUUGGACGCAACAUCAUUGAUCUCCCCUCCGACUACGAGACUGUCCAAGUCAUCUCUGGGCUUCAGGAACCUACGGCUACUCAGUAUCUGCUUGGGCGUGACCUUGGCGGUGCGAGAUGUGGCGCGGGAUUUGGUCGCUGCUCCAACGGCAAUUGCUGUUCUACUGCCGGGUACUGUGGAAACACUACGGCUCACUGUCGCUCCCCGGAUUGCCAAAUCGACUAUGGCCAUUGCGAUGCACAUGCCACUCCAGGAGGCCCGUCGACGGAGGCCAUUCCACGACCAAAACUUGGGAAGGUUGCGUACGGCCCAACCGCGAUUCGCUCUUGCACUACCCCCGGAACCGUUGCUUUAACCUACGAUGAUGGACCCAACCAAUACACCCGUGAUCUUCUGGACCUUCUCGAUAAAUACGACGCCAAGGUGACAUUUUUCGUCACCGGAAACAACAACGGCAAGGGCCAGAUUGACAGUCCGGAGGUACCUUGGGCCCCCCUGAUCCAGCGCAUGGUGCUUAGCGGACAUCAAGUGGCUAGCCACACUUGGUCUCAUCAGGAUCUCAACAAAAUUUCCCAAGUCCAGCGCCGCACUCAACUGCUGUGGAACGAAGUUGCACUUCGGAACAUCCUUGGCUACUUCCCUACCUACAUGCGUCCGCCUUAUUCGAGCUGCACUACAGAUACCGGCUGCUUAAGUGACAUGGGUGAUCUCGGAUACCACGUCAUUCUCUACGACAUCGAUACCGAGGACUAUAGCCAUGAUAGUCCAGAGACAAUCCAACGCUCCAAGGACAUCUUUGAUGAGAACCUAGCUCGUGAGCAGAGCUUCUACAAGUCCUGGCUUGUCAUCGCACAUGAUGUACAUGAGCAGACUGUCCACAACCUCACAGAACACAUGCUGCAGAAACUUAUGGCCGACGGAUAUCGUGCAGUGACUGUCGGAGAAUGCCUAGGUGACGCGGUCCAAAACUGGUAUCGCAGAGAUGAUCAGGUCAAGGUCCCGGGAAACCCCAAGCCGGAACCUCCUGUGGAAAACAUCUCGCCUGACGGAAAGUGUGGUGGGUCAGUGUCGUGCGUCGGAUCUGACUUUGGCAUGUGCUGCGGUGGAAAGGGCCUCUGCGGCAACACGACCGAAUUCUGCGGAGAAGGUUGCCAGCCAAAUGCCGGUUAUUGUCAGGCCGACUUCUUCGAAAGCAGCCAGCAACAGGCUGGGCCUGGUAUUGUUGGGUCUGAUCCAUUGGGCGACAGCAUCAACCAAGACAAGAAGUUUUUCAAGUCAGAUGCAAGCUCACGCUUUGGUCGGGCCUCUCUAUCACUGGCUUCGGUAUUCUUAUUUGCCAUGGCAUUACUGUAA